Molecule: messenger RNA, 435 nt
Organism: Miscanthus lutarioriparius
Lineage: Eukaryota; Viridiplantae; Streptophyta; Magnoliopsida; Poales; Poaceae
Source: the annotation of a GenBank genome assembly
AUGAGGCUCUCCCAUUGUGAGAGCCACUGCGCCGGCCCCUUCCGCUUCAUCCCCUGCCUCCCCCAAUCCAAAGAUGCGAGCCGCGACGCUGCCUCUCCGCCAGCGCCGCGCCCGGCCGCCGUCGCAGAGGAGGAGCCGCCUCCGGUUCAGAAGAUAGAGGUGCCGGUAGCCGGAAAGGACGACGACGCUGAGAAGCGCGAGGGUGGCGAAAAACCGGCGGCGCCGGCGCCGGCGCCGGGUAAGAGUUGCCUGAAGAAAACCAGCUGCGGCGAUGACGAGUGUGCCGACAAAGGCAAUGUAAAGUGGCUGGAUUUGCUCGGGAAAGAUCUGACAGAGAUUAAGGAGUACGAGCCAAGGUAUAUCUCAUCUUUCUCCAUGAACUUGCCGCAGCUGUCCAUGAAUUUGGAAUCUUGGAUUAGCGUAGCGUCCGCUUGA